CACAUACGGAACAAAAUAUCUUUUAAUCUUUAUUUCAUCAAUAUCAAAUAUUGUUCUCAUUUGUGUUGUAUGGUUGUAAAUAACUAAAUUUAUUUAUUUUUAAUUCUAUACAACCUAACAAAAAAGGUACUGAGUUGUUCUACUUUUAUUUAGAAUGGCUCCAAAAAAGGUAGAAGAACCUGAGAAAAAGCCACUGAUUGGAAGAGUGGGCACUAAUUUAAAAGUUGGUAUUGUAGGAGUACCAAAUGUAGGCAAAUCUACAUUCUUCAAUGUGCUGACUAAAAGUCAAGCGGCUGCUGAGAAUUUUCCUUUCUGCACUAUUGAUCCAAAUGAAAAUAAGGUUCCGGUCCCGGACGAAAGGUACGACUACCUGUGCGAAUAUCACAAACCAGUUAGCAAGGUACCAGCUUUUUUAAACGUGGUGGAUAUUGCGGGGCUAGUGCGAGGCGCGGCUGAAGGGCAGGGCCUUGGCAACGCGUUCUUGUCGCACAUAAAAGCUUGUGACGCCAUUUUCAACUUGUGUCGAGCGUUCGACGACGAAGAUGUUAUCCACGUGGAUGGCGAUGUGAACCCUGUACGUGAUCUUGAGACCAUUGGUGAGGAGCUGAGGCUAAAGGAUGAGGAACAGCUCAUGCAGAACAUCGAAAAGCUCGAACGCGUCGUCAACCGUGGCGGCGACAAAAAACUGAAACCUGAAUACGAUGCGCUAUUGAAGAUCAAGUCUGUAUUAGUGGAUGAAAAGAAACAAAUUCGUUUUGGAGAUUGGAGCGCUGCAGAGAUAGAAGUACUCAACAAGUAUCUAUUCCUGACGUCCAAACCAGCACUGUAUCUUGUCAACCUUUCCGAAAAGGAUUACAUCCGAAAAAAGAAUAAAUGGUUACCAAAACUAAAGGAAUGGAUUGACAAGAAUGAUCCAGGAGCACCACUUAUACCGUUUUCUGGUGUUUUAGAAAGUAAACUGAUGGACAUGGACCCAGUAGAGAAACAAGCCUAUUUAAAAGAACAUAAUAUCACGAGUGCAUUAGACAAAAUAAUUGUUCAAGGCUACAAGGCUCUGCAGUUGGAAUACUUCUUCACUGCUGGUCCUGACGAAGUCAAAGCUUGGACGAUACAGAAAGGCACAAAAGCGCCUCAAGCCGCUGGUAGAAUUCACACGGACUUUGAGAAGGGUUUUAUUAUGGCUGAAGUGAUGCAUUUUAAAGAUUUCAAGGAAGAAGGUACCGAGGCUGCGUGUAAAGCCGCCGGCAAAUACAGGCAACAAGGACGAAAUUACGUCGUGGAAGAUGGUGAUAUAAUAUUUUUCAAGUUCAACGCUGGCGCUGGACUAAAGGACGCUAAGAAGAAAUGACGCAAUAAAGUGCUUCUGCUUCUCGUACAUAUGUUGUUCCUUAACCUUGUACUUUAUACUCUUAUGCACGUGGCCGACGACUAGGAACUCUAUUAUUUAUAAAAACGUUCAUAAAAUAAACAACAUAAUAACGAGUGAUAAACAGCUUUGUUGAUGUUAAUAUUAUUUAAUAAGUAAUAAUAAAUCCUUUUUUUGUAAAUUUAUUAAAGU
Molecule: messenger RNA, 1558 nt
Organism: Parnassius mnemosyne (clouded apollo)
Lineage: Eukaryota; Metazoa; Arthropoda; Insecta; Lepidoptera; Papilionidae
Source: the annotation of a GenBank genome assembly